Messenger RNA from Candoia aspera, 1850 nucleotides. It is a transcript of the gene ZMYND12, whose product is annotated as zinc finger MYND-type containing 12. Lineage: Eukaryota; Metazoa; Chordata; Lepidosauria; Squamata; Candoiidae. The record is from RefSeq and is a predicted model, not a curated record. The coding region runs from base 6 to 1118 and encodes 370 amino acids. Gene Ontology annotation, molecular function: protein binding. The transcript is spliced from 8 exons.
CGGCCAUGCAGACCGACUGGCUGGUGCCGCUCGCGCAGCCCCGCGGGCGGAAGCGGCGCUGCGAGCUCUGCCUGGGCACCGCCACGGUCCGCUGCGCCGGCUGCGGGGUCACCUACUACUGCGAUGUGGACCACCAGACCGCCGACUGGAUCAGCAUCCACGAGAAAAUAUGCCAGCUGCUCAUCCCACUGCGGACGGCGCCUCCCUUCUACAACUCAGACAAAGAAAGGAAGCUCGGAAAGGAGCAGAAGCGCAGCCGGGAGAUAUUCCUGGCUGGAGUGACGUAUGAUACGGCCCAGAAUUUUUUGUCCGAGGGCAACCACGAAGAUGCCAUCCCGGCCGCCUUGCAUUCUCUGAAAUUCACCAUCGGUAUCUAUGGCCCCAAUUCGGUGGAACUGGUUCCCCGGUAUCUUAUUUUAGCCGAGACCAGCUUGGGGCUUGGGCACCUCUCACAAAGUGAAGAGUAUCUCUCCCAAGCACACUGGAUCGUUCUGAAGAACACCAACUGCAGCAGCGACGUUCAGUCCAAGCUGCACCGCAUCUUGGGGCUACUUCAUGCCGCCAAAGGGAACUUUGAUGACUCUUUGUACCACCUGGCCAACAAUGUAUAUUUUGCCAGCUGCGCUUUUGGGACGACCAACAAUAUAGCGGUUUCAGGAGGCUACUUUCACAUGGCCAAUGUUUUCUUCCGCCAGAAUAGGAUGGAUAUUGCUGAUUCCUUGUAUUCUGAGGUGGUCAAUAUCUGGUAUGAUCACUUCAACCACCUGAUUGACAUCCAGUACCAGAAACUCAUAACUCCUGCAGAAAUUGACCUGCUGUCUGAAGAAGAAGGGACAGAGGAAGAGAUCCUGGACGAAAAGCAACAGGGUGAAGCAACCCAGAUGCUGAACCCCAUCUUGGAACUCCGAGAACAGUCUCCCAAGCCACAGCUGGAGAAGAUGGCCAAAGUGUUCCACACCUUGGCCAUGUUCCAUUAUUUGAUCCAUGAUCUGCCGAAGGCUGACGAGUUUGUGAUGAAAGUUCUCCAGGCAAGCAAGCAUCUGCCCGGACACGACCUGGACGACUCUCUCUACCACUUGGUGAAACUGAUCAAAUCCAAAGUAGCCUAUGAAAAAUAGAGAGGUGGCUUUUCCAGGGAGGAAGGAGCCUCCGGCUGUGACUCGCCCCCAUCUUGUUUUGCGACGUGUCUUUCCAGUUUUAAUGAAAUGAGUCUGUCUUACGUCUUUGUGGAACCCUAAAGACCAGCAAGGCCUUUUCUUCCUUUUCUACCCAACCUCGCACGCCUUCAUCAGGAGACAAAGUCUGGGUCACAACAUAGUGUCGCGGGUGGGGGAGCAGGUAGGUCCCCAGCCACUCGGUUGACCUGUUGGGCAGAGCCCAGGCCUGUUUAGCUGUACUUUGUUGGAGAAGGGCAACCGGCUGCGUCUGCCCAGCUCAGUAAAUCAUAAACCAGGGUUUCCGUGGCUGAACACCGAGGUGGAUCAGGAAGCGCUCAGUUUUCAAAGCAUAAAAAGUUAGUUCUGCAUUAUUCUGCUUGGGCCAGGCCCCUCCUUGACGCCUCCGCCCAUUCCUUGGUACUAUACUUUAAGGGCGUUCGAAGGAAACUGGAAGGGCGAUGAGGAGGAUUCGGGGGAUAGAAACUUAAGCCCUGUGAAGGGGGAUUAAAGGAGCUGGAAAUGUAGACCCUUGGGUAGAGAAGAAUGAGGGGGAUGUGGGAGCAAUUUCUGGAGAGGGCUUGCUAUUGUCCCAAAGAGCAGGACCUGACACACUCUGGUCUGAGAUCAGGAUUGCAGCCUGAGAGCAAUCGAAAGCGUUGAUACAUCCGCAAGGGUGUUUUACGCUGGAUUGCA